AUGGAGCGGGGCAGAGCUGCCGCGGCCACCGGGCCCGCCGUCACGCUCGCCAUCGUGCUCUCGUGCACUGGGGCCUGGGCCGCCGCCGCCAACAGCUGUCCAGAGGUGCAGGUGGUGGGGCUGGAGGGCUCCGACAAGCUCAGCAUCCUCCGAGACUGCCCGGGGCUGCCCGGGGCCGCGGGGCCCAAGGGAGACGCCGGGGUCAAUGGAGAGAGAGCACCUCGGACCUGCAAGGAGCUGCUCACGAGGGGGCACUUUCUGAGCGGCUGGUACGCCGUCUACCUGCCCGACUGCAGGCCCCUGAGCACGCUGUGUGACAUGGACACGGACGGCGGGGGCUGGACCGUGAGUGUCGGAACCGGAGACCGCCCAGCGGUGCACGGGGGAACCAACGAGCUCCGUGUAGACCUCAUGGACUUGGAGGGUAACCGCCAAUUUGCCAAGUACAGCUCGUUCAAGAUGGCGGGCGAGGCCGAGAAGUACAGGCUGGUCCUGGGGGCCUUCGCUGGGGGCAGCGAUUCCCUGUCAAACCACAACAACCUCGCCUUCUCCACCAAAGACCAGGACAAUGACUCCGUUCCAGAAAAGUGUGCUGAGCGCCACAGUGGGGCCUGGUGGUAUUAUCAGUGUCACCUGUCGAACCUCAACGGUCUCUACCUCCGGGGGUCUCACGAGACCUUUGCAAACGGCAUCAACUGGAAGUCGGGGAAAGGCUACAACUACAGCGACAAGGUGUCAGAGAUGAAGGUGCGGCCCGUCUAG
Neomonachus schauinslandi (Hawaiian monk seal) is the source of this 762-nucleotide messenger RNA. RefSeq names its product ficolin 2 (gene FCN2). The coding region runs from base 1 to 762 and encodes 253 amino acids. The record is from RefSeq and is a predicted model, not a curated record. The transcript is spliced from 5 exons. Lineage: Eukaryota; Metazoa; Chordata; Mammalia; Carnivora; Phocidae.